Molecule: messenger RNA, 1974 nt
Organism: Poeciliopsis prolifica (blackstripe livebearer)
Lineage: Eukaryota; Metazoa; Chordata; Actinopteri; Cyprinodontiformes; Poeciliidae
Product: peptidase inhibitor 16-like
Exons: 6
Coding region: 118-1179 (353 amino acids)
Cellular component (GO): extracellular region
Source: RefSeq, a predicted model, not a curated record
UGAGGACAAAACUCUCACACACUCUGAGACAACGGCACAUUGUUCACACACACACACUCUGAUCCCCGCCGCUGGAUUCUGGAUCACCUCAGGAUUUACUCAGGACCGUUACCCACCAUGCACCUCAAGAGCCAGUCUGAGCAGCAGGGGCCCCCUCAGGUUGGGGCCCCUCGGCGGAGCUCCAGGACCAGGGGGGUGUCGGCGCCGCGCCGCCCGCCGAUGGGAGCCCCAUCCUGGAUGAGCCUGCUGCUGGGGGCCCUGCUGGUUCCUGGAGCCUGGAGCUUCCUGAGCGAGUCGGAGGAGGAGCUGCUGGUGGAGAUGCACAACUUCUACAGAGGACGGGUUUCCCCCAGCGCGUCGGCCAUGAUGCCCCUGAAAUGGGACCCCAACCUGAAGCUGGUCGCAGAGAGCUACGUUACUAAAUGCAUCUGGAACCACAACCCGGAGCUGGACGACACCGGGGAGAAUCUGUAUGUGAGCAGCGGGCCUCUGGACCUCCGAGACGCUCUGGAGAAAUGGUUCCUGGAACAUUUGAACUUCGACUACCAGAACAACAGCUGUGAUGAAGACAAGAUGUGUGGGCACUACACACAGAUGGUUUGGGCCGACACACACCGGGUCGGAUGUGCGUUCCAUCUCUGCAACACGAUGGAGGGACUGGACUGGGAGCGAGUGUCCUUCCUGGUCUGCAACUACUUCCCAGCGGGGAACUUUGAGGACCAGCGGCCGUACGUUGAAGGCGAUUGGUGCUCCAGCUGUCCAGAAAACCUGCAGAAGUGUGAGAACAAUCUGUGCGGUCCUGACGUGGAGGAAGAGGAGGAGGUCACCGUGGGGUCAUCUGAUCCGCCUCCUGCUGCGAGUCCUUCAUCAACAUUCACUGCUGCUCCUGCUGCCAUGACUCCCAGAGCUCCCAGUACCCCCAGUAUGACCCCCACGGCUCGCAGCGCUGCAGACUCGCCUCCUCCAGGAACCGUGCAGCAGGAAGUCUUCUUCCCUGCCACAUCCAGAGCGCCGCGGGAGGAAGAGGAGGCUGAGAAGAGGGAGGAGAGAGUCAUCAGGAAGCAGGAGAUCUGGCAGAAAACGUUUCCUCGGUCCAACGUCUCGGCUGGUUCCGGUUCUGUGAGCACGGCGCCGGUCCUGCUGGCCGGCCUGGCCGGACUCCUGACUCUGUGGCUGUGAGCAGAACCAGGAGAACCGCCGCUGACCCUUAAUAAUUCACAAGCUGCUGUUUUAACUGAGUCUGGACUGGAAACUGAUUCAGCCUGAACGGAACCAGAACCAGAACCAGAACCAGAACCAGACCUGGGGCAAAACGAGCUGAUCUGACGGGAACAAACACAAACAGGAGAUCGGAAACUGGAAAAAUAAGAGUUUCCCACUGGAAGCAGGUUUACCUGCCGAAGCUGGUCAAUUAGAAAAGAUGUCUCACUCUUGUGAAAAUCUCACAUUUAAAACGAAUCUGCGGACUUCCGUUGUAAAGUUACACAGUCAGAAAUAACAGCAAUAAUUUGGGCUACUUGUCAUAAAAAUUGGAUUCAUAUUUCAGUCAUUAUUUCAUUAGCAGCUGCUACAGUUAGCAAGCUAAUGAUUUAGCUAACAAGCUAGAUAUCUAGACUAAAACUACAUAUUUAGCUUCAAACUAUUUAGCAAACUAAAUAUUAAGCGAGCAAGCCAAAUAUUUUAUUAGCAAGCUAAAUAGUUAGACUUAAAAUGAAUAUUUAGCUUCAAAUUUCACAUUGCGUUUGAAGCUAAAUUUGAUUUUUAACUCAUUCUUUUUAUUCAAACUAAAUAUUUACCUCAGAGCUAAAUUAGCAAAUAUGGAUAUUAAAUUUCUGCAUUCCAUUUAUCGAUGUGUGAAUUUGCAGUUUAGCCAAAUAUUUAGCUAAAACUGUGACAUAAAUAAAUGAAUGGAACGAAAAAAAUAUGACUUUGGAAAAUUAAAGCCCCAUUUUAUUCUUUUACGCUAAAUAAUUC